This is a messenger RNA of Hippocampus comes (tiger tail seahorse), 1832 nucleotides long. Its product is annotated as gastrula zinc finger protein XlCGF57.1-like. The transcript has 2 exons. Gene Ontology annotation, biological process: regulation of transcription by RNA polymerase II. The record is from RefSeq and is a predicted model, not a curated record. NCBI's taxonomy places the organism in Eukaryota, Metazoa, Chordata, Actinopteri, Syngnathiformes, Syngnathidae. The coding region runs from base 22 to 1713 and encodes 563 amino acids. Gene Ontology annotation, molecular function: RNA polymerase II cis-regulatory region sequence-specific DNA binding; DNA-binding transcription factor activity.
AAACCUUUUGUGUUUGUCUUCAUGGGUCUUAAAGACGUCCGUGAAGACGCUGGUCCCAGGCAGCAGGAGCCAGAGUACCCCGACAUUAAGGAAGAAGUGGAGGAUGAACAGUGUCCCUACAUUCAAGAAAAGGAGGAUGAAGGGCACACUCACAUCAAAGAAGAGGAGGAAGAGCACCUCCGUUCCAAGGAGGAUGAAGGAAAGCCUCCCUACAUCAAAGAGGAGGAGAAGGAGUACAUUUGCAAGUUGCUAUCGACUGGUAUCCCUUUAAAAAGUGAAGAUGAGGGGCAAAGUGAACCGAGCAGAGGGCCGCGGCCUCAAAGCAGCAGAAUUUCAAGUCAACACACGACAACAAAAGGUGAUGGAGGCCACUGUGAAGGGUCACAAGUGAACGGCGUCUUAGAUAUCAGCGAAGAUGUUUGUACUGGAUGGCAGGAUCCAGAGUCCCCCCAUAUUAAGAAGGAAGUGGAUGAUGAAGAGCGCCCCUGCAUUCAAGAAAAGGAGGAGGCAGACCCCCGUCUCAUUAAAAAGGAGGAUGAAGGGCACACUCACAUCAAAGAGAAGGAAGAGCUGCUCCAAACCAAGGGAGAUGAAGAAAAGCUUCUCUACAUCAAAGCGGAGGAUGAGGAGCAGAAUGUAUGCAAGUUGUCUUUGACUGCUGUCCCUUUAAAAAGUGAAGAUGAGGGCCAAAGUGAAGCGAGCAGAGGGGCGGGGCCUCCAGGCAGCAGCUCAUGUCAUCACGUGACAUCAGAAAGUGAUGGAGGAUCAUUUGCAGACGGUCUCUUAGCUCCACCAUCGGGUGGUGAAGACAUGACUCCAUGCUCUACUGAGACUGAUGAUAAAGCGUAUGAAGGUGAUAUGACACGUGAAACUGACAAACGCUGGAAAUGUUCCCAGUGUGGGAAAACUUAUGCUUGUGCCAGCAGUUUGAAGAGGCAUAUGAUUUGCCAUUGUAUUGAGAAACCUUAUCCAUGCUCAGUUUGUGGCCGAAGAUUCUCUCAGAAGGGAACCUUAAAAAAACAUAUUAGAACACACACUGGUGAGAAACCUUUUGUCUGCUUGGUGUGUGAGCAAAGAUUCUCCCGGAAGGAAAGCUUAAAAUGUCACACAAGAACCCAUACUGGUGAGAAACCCUUUGCCUGCUCAUUGUGUGGCCAAAAUUUCUCAGAGAAGGGACACUUAAAAAGACACAUUAGAAGACACACUGGUGAGAAACCUUUUGCCUGCUCAGUUUGUGGCCAAAGGUUCUCUGAGAAGCGAACCUUAAAAAUACAUAUAAAAACGCACACUAGUGAGAAACCUUUUGCCUGUUCAGUUUGUAACCAAAUAUUCUUCGAUAAGGAACAAUUAAAAAUACACACAAGAACCCACACUGGUGAGAAACCUUUUGCCUGUUCUGUUUGUGGCCAAAGAUUCUCUCAUAAGGGACACUUAAAAACACACACAAGAAUCCAUACUGGGGAAAAACCCUUUCCUUGCUCAGUUUGUGGUCAAAGAUUCUCCGAGAAGGGAAGCUUAAAAUUACACCCAAGAACACACACUGGUGAGAAACCUUUUACCUGCUCAGUUUGUGGACAAAGAUUUUCUCAGAAGGGAAGCUUAAAAUUGCACACUAGAACACACCCUGGUGAGAAGCAUUUUUCCUGCACAGUUUGUGGUCAAAGAUUCUCUGAGAAGGGAAGCUUAAAAAGACACAAGAACCCACACUGGUGAGAAACCUUUUGCCUGCACAGUUUGUGACAAAAGAUUCUCUCUGAGGGGAAGCUUAAAAAUACACAUAAGAACCCACACUGGUGAGAAACCUGUAUCCUGCACAGUCUGUAGCCAAAGAU